This is a messenger RNA of Clupea harengus (Atlantic herring), 6234 nucleotides long. RefSeq names its product protein phosphatase 1, regulatory (inhibitor) subunit 1C (gene ppp1r1c). Lineage: Eukaryota; Metazoa; Chordata; Actinopteri; Clupeiformes; Clupeidae. The record is from RefSeq and is a predicted model, not a curated record. Gene Ontology annotation, cellular component: cytoplasm. Gene Ontology annotation, biological process: intracellular signal transduction. Gene Ontology annotation, molecular function: protein phosphatase inhibitor activity.
GGGGGGGGGGGGGGGGUGUGUAUUGGGGAGUGGUACGGGGGUGGUGACCUGGCUGUAUUGAUGGUACAAUGGUAAAUCCUUAUACUUUGCGGGAUGUGCUUAAGUAUGUGCUGUUGGUCCACGUGCAUGUCCGUUUGUCGAAAGGUGAGCAAGUUCGAAGAGAGCGGCUGUCGAGUGUCGAUAUAUACUGUACGUGUGCGUCUGUGUGUGAAUGUGCCUGUGUGUCUGUCUGGAUGCAUACGUGAAACUAUGCAUGUGGUUUUCCAGAUCAGUGUCUACUGCACAAACAGACCCACCCCUCCUAUUUUAAUGCAGCCUCUGUGAGGAACUAACUGUGCAAUACAUUUCACUCGCAACUUGAAUUGACCAAUAGCAACUACUGUUUUUAGGUGUGCCACUUCUGAAGGUUCUACUUAGCCAUGCGUAUUUGUCUCCGCUCGUCGGCUAUAUUUAUGUCUGUAAUAUAUCACGCUCUCCUAACGAGGACAAAGAACUAAAAUAGCCUAAAGCACAUUCCUAAAUAAGUUUUGCCUCUGUAGACAGCACUACUUUAGGUCUUUAUUUUUAAUGUGGUGUAACAUGGAGAAACUAGAGCUAAGUGUUACGAGGAGGAUGUACACAGAGUGUUAUCUCCUCACCUUAGCAAGGGAGAGAGACCACAGGGAUUGUUGCAUCACUGUUGUUUGUGCUGUUGUUAUUGUUGUUAUUGCUGUUGUUGUUCUUGUUGUUUGUCUUAAGUCCUAAAAUGAUUUGUAAUACUAAUUGAUUUGUAUUACCUGUACGUAUGACUGCAGUUUAUGUGCUAUGGAAGCACUAUGUUUUACUUUGCUAAUUUGUCACCUCUGGGAUGCAUGAGGGAUGAUGUCUAAAGCAAAUCAUUAAUAAAGAUUUAUUUAUUUUCAGUAAAUCUGUUGUGGUGGUGUCUAUCUAAUGCAUCUAGUGCUUUACAAAUGAGCAGAUAAAACAAUAGGGAGCGAUGAUAAUUGCAGACAGCUUAGCAAGGAUCUGCCUCUGUAUGACAACUUGUGUUGCUCACAAUGGUUCAGACCAUUUUGUUUUGUUUUUUGUCUCUUCAUUUGUCCCUGGUCCUUAAUUUGUCCCAUGCAGAAAAUCUCAUCUCCUCAGCUGAACAUUCAACUCAGCGCCACUUCCUGUUCAUUGUGAACAAUAUGCACAAUGCCACAGCAAUUCACACUGCUCUUAAUGAUAAGGCCGUUCCAACAGCUUCAUUUAAAUGGAGUGGUAUCGCCUCUUUGUCUGUUGCCCUUUUCUGUAAGCACUAAAAAAGGUCCCUAAAAUAAAUAAACACACACCCAUGUUUAUGAAGAAAAAAGAAUAAAUGUCAUUCCCAUUUUCCCAUCACUGGCUGUGCAAUCUGGGCCCGUGUUGCCAUAGAAACUUGUCUCUCAGACAGGGCCACAUUGUGAAUCUGUCGGUGGCACUGCAGGUUGAAUGGGUGCUUAAGGGAUUUGAUAUUAUAAGGAGCCCUUUUGUGCAGUGGGCCACAGAAUGGGGUUGGCAGACACACCACAGGGAUAAACUCGUGAAAGAGCUGCCGCUGAAGAGGUCUGCCCUGGUGAUUUGACACACAGGUGUCAUUGAGCGGUCAGGUAACGUCAUGAUAAUACAUACUUAAUGCAUCCAAAGCCUCAAAUUCAUCUCUGAUCAUUUGAAAGGGUUUCUUUUUCCCCAAAAAUGUAUAGAAACUCUCACAAAAGAUUAACUGUGCCGAGUUUCUUUUUUUUUUUUUUUUUUGGCCUAUUACUUUCUAGGAGGAUUUGCAGCUUGUGGAAGUUGGCUUGUGUACCUGCUGUGUCCUGUGUGCUGACUGCUGGCACCAGAAGAUUGCUGUGCAUUCAGCGGCUGAGACUGGCGGACUCGUGUGCACCCCGCAUGUCUGCACUCUCAGUCUCCUACUGUUGUUCACCCUCCAAUCACUCCUUCUCGCUUCUGGGAGGAAACAACGGGGCCUGUGUUGCGUUGUGGUGUUUUGCACGGUGAGGGGAUUGCGUGUGUGUUUUGGAAAAUUUGCUUUUCCUGGAUUGGUGUGGAGUGAGUGUGGCGCCGUGCGUGCGGCACCCCAAACCUGGCAACCCAAUGGAAAACCGAUGACCUAAUUCUCAACAGAUAUUUCCUCCUGAAUCUAAAUGUGAGCUGUUAGUUAAACAACUAAACUGUGUCGAUUGAGGUUACCCUACAUUUCAAUUCAUGACACCCAAAGGGGCCCCUUCCAACGCAGCCUAGCUCCCAACAUCAAGCCAUGCCGCGGUCUUCUGGCUCCACUCCAACCCCUUCGACCCCCAGAAGGCUUUACUCUAACUCCCUGGCAUUUCCUCAGGUUGAAGUGUGGGGGGAUGACCUCAUGUCACCUCAAUGGGGCACCAUUGGUGCACUGGCACAAACAAGAGCUGGGGCAGUAGGGCCCCGCGCCAACGGCUACAGAGGUGGACUUGUUGACUGGUCAUGAAAAACAUUUUGUCCCACCCCAGUGUGUUUUGAAGCACUUGUGAUAUGCAAUGGAACUGACCAGAAAAAAGCUUACCAGCACAUAGGAAAGUUAAUGAGUCUAUGGAGGGAUGUCGAGCGUCUAGUUGCGCUCUAUCAAAUACUAGGCUACAGUGUUGUGCUAGAGAGGUUGUGUGGGUGAUGUUAUUUUUGUAAUAGUUAAUGUUCAGAGUUCAGAAUUGUUCCCCCUAUUGUAUCUGUUUGAAGCUUCCCUCCUGGCCUCAUUGUGUUUUUCAUUCAGAUUGUCAACCGGAGAGCAAAGAAAUACCUUUUCAAAGAGUGGUCUGGGGCCAUUUAUAGUCUUUCCUCAAGUUCUCUCAUUGAGGUUAGCUGAACAAAUGGCUAAUAUUUGUAAAUGUUUAAUUAUAAUGAAUUAUAAUGAACAAAACCUGCCGCACUAACGAUAUUAGCCAGGUCAACCUAAAAAUAAAAGCCUGUUAUGACAUUGAUGCAUAACUCUCCACAGAAGUCAUUUUGAAUAAUUAAAAAAUCCAAAAAAGACGUGCCAUGGUUGAUUGAGGACGUCCUGCAUUAUAAAACACGGACUUUUUGUCUUCAGGUUUACUUUGGCCUGGGAAAAAGAAAGGGAAGGGAAAAGGGAGGGGGGGAGGGGAAAAAAAGCUUCCUGAACUUGGAUCAUCAAUAAUGGAGGAUGCAUCAGCAGGUCCCGGUGGGGGUUUAUAUUGCACUUCUGUGAGUGUUGCUAAUGAUACUGGGGAGAGAGGGAGGAGGCAGCGCUGUAUCUCACAGAUAACAGCCCAGCCCAGCCCAGCCCAUCGUGGGAGGCAGCCGAUUGGAGUAGAGAGGGAGUCCAGUGCAGAGAGGAGGACAGCGCUGCUGGUAGUCUGAGAGCGAGAGCAGGGGUGCUGGAGACUGAGAUUGGCAGAGCAGCCCCCCACACUGCUUUUGUGUGAUUUCGAGAUUUCGUGGAAGAAAUCCGGGGAAAGAAAUCUGCAUCGGUUGUUUUGUUUCUUUCUGGGCCGGGACUUGACUUGUCUUUUAUCUCCCUUCUCUUCUCAUCUCUUCCUCUCCUCUUUCGCUCUUACCUCUCACUUUAUCUUUAGUUUUCUUCUUUUGUUGUUUGUCUUUGUUGUUAUUCUGUUCUGAUCUCAUAUUAUCUCUCCUUCCUUUCACUUUCCUGUACGUAUAUAUACACACCUCCCACGUUAUCUCUCUCUCUCUCUCCCUCUCUCUCUCUCUUUCUCUCCCUCUGAGUGGAGCAGGAGGGAGGCGGGCAGUCCAGUGAGAGCAGUCAGAGUACUCAUAAGAGGUGGGGGCCAGAGAGGAGGCUGCUGCUGCUGUAAGCUGUAAGCUUGGCCACACAGCUGCUCACCAGUAGUAGGUCUUCUCUCUCUCUUGCUCUCUCGUUCUCUCUCUCUCUCUCUCUCUCUCUCACGCUCACUCUCCCCACUCCCUCCCUCCUCUCUCGGGUCUCUGUCUCACUCGGUGUGUCCUGUGAGGAAAGCAUGGAGCCCAACAGUCCCAAGAAGAUCCAGUUCUCUGUGCCACUGUUCCAGAGCCAGCUGGACCCGCAGGCAUCCGAACAUAUCCGAAAGAGAAGACCCACACCCGCCACUCUGGUUAUUUACAAUGAUCCAAACGCAGCAGAUGACAAACAGACACCCAGCGGCCAGGGAGAGGCUCCCAGCACACAGCUCUCCCCUGCACAGAGGAAGCAGAGUGUUUACACGCCGCCUACCAUGAGAGAGCUGCAGCUGGUGGUGGAGCAGCACUUUCAGAGGCAGGAGCAGCAGCAGGAGGCGGGGCUCGCUGACAGCCCCGACACGCCCAGUCCAAUCACGGCGCAACGCUACGGCAAUGCCGCGUCCCCACUGUGGGUCAACCACAACUGCCCCGAGCCCAAUGGCAAUGACGCGCGCGUCAGCCAGCCCCUCGGCACACAGGGCAGUCCAGGCAGCAGCACUGCUGCUGGGGGGAUAGAGCAUCAGACCGACGCUCAUGGAGCAUGCGGGGAGGAGGACAGGGACACCCCACACCCACAUCCACCCCACCCCCACUCGAUCCCUGUCUCGCUGUCACGCCAGGGCCUGUCCCACCUCGACACGCUGUCCGAGUCUGAGGAGCUGUCAGCGGUGGGAGCUCCUCCCCGGCGUAAAGACACGCCCUACCAGCACCAGCCCCCCUUCACCCCAGGAGUGAAGCAGAUGAAGACACAGACACAGGCCGAGUCGCCCUUCCUUGAGGAGGAGGAGGCCCUCAGCGACCAGGAAGAAGGCGCCGCAAAGUGAGCACGUCCUGAAAAGGCCUGAGGUGCAUGAAGGUUUAAAAGAGCUUUGGGGGUAUUUUUUCAAAAGUGACCUUUCAUUUUUCUAUUAUUUCUCACUUUUAUUUUGUUGUAUUAUUACAUCCUUUAAUUAGUCCUUGCGUAGAGGUGAUACUGAUUGUCAACAAGUAACAAUGUUGGGUUACUGGCAUUGAAAUCAUCAGCAGUUUCUGUGUUUUCAUUUCAAGUACUUCAAGAUUUGUUUUGGCAUUCUUACCGUUCCUUUUUAAAGUGGAGGUUUCAGUUAAGGUUCUUCUUGUUUCACGUGUUGAUUAUUGCAAUAGAGGAGCCUGUAUGGCAAUGUCACAGCAAUACUGGUGCAGCAUGCAGAGGGGUGUCAGGCUGUGUACUGGUUCAUGUGUUCUUACCACAGAGAGUAAAGCUUCAUUGAGCUAGUACCAGUAUACUGGCAAAGACGUGUGCAUUCCUGACAAAUGUUACUUGUACUAUUUUUGUAGAUUCUGCUGUUUCAUAUUGAGGCUGUCAAUGCGAUGCAUUUGUGAGACAUUGUGAAUGGAGUGGGACUCUGAAUUGCAAUUUAUACUGUUUAUCAUGAGAUUCCUGUAAAGUCUCUUUAGUAAAACCCCGACUCUGUGGAAAAGACAUCUUUCUUUCAUACUGAGAAUAGAAAAUCUAUUGUUCAUAAAAUGCCAAUGCCAGAAUCCUUCUUUGUAUAUAAUCCAAAUGGAAUCACAAGCUUUUGUGCUUGUCCACCAGUAUUGGAGAACCUUGGAUUGUCAGAUAACUCAAAUCCUACAGCUUGCUUUAAAACGGAUCCAAUACAAAUACCCACACACUGAAAGCAGAAUAGUGCCUUAACCUGAUUAAAUAACCAGGUCAAUAUAGCUCAUGUUAUCUUCAUGGUGACAAAUUGAUAAGAUAGUUAACAGCAUAAAAAGAUGUAUUUAAGAUAUUCUGUUUUUAAAAAGACAUCUUCUGUGUCAGUGUUAUUCAAUUGUAAGGAAUGCAUUUAAAAAAAUACUAUGUCUCUAUUUCUGUGCAUGAGACAUUUAGGUUAUGUUAUGUUAUAACAAGUACUUGUACCAAUUUUUGUUGCUAAACAGAUAUACUGAUCACAUUGUGCAAAUGUGCAGACUGUAUCUGUCCAUUCAAAGCAUUUUUUGGUCAGUACUCAGCAACUGCAAAUGUCUGAAGGAACUGGAACUGUUUCUCCGUAGACUACCCGAUGGAACUUGGUUGUGUUGGUCUAACGACCCUUAAUGAAACAAUACGUCUUUUUAAACAAUGUAUUUCCACAUGAGUGAUACCAACUUGAUAUUCAAAAGCAAUAGCCUGCUGUUUGGACACAAGUAGAAAUGUAAUGAAAUCCCUGAUACUUGCCUGAGGAACUGGCAGCUUUCAUUUAUGAAAUGUGUUUCAAUUAUUUUUAGAUGCAUGGCUCUUACUUUACCAAAAAUAAACAUACCUGCUUUGUUUGCUUCAAA